AUGUGGGCACUGAGCAUGGAUGAGUGGCGAGAGGUCUUUCGGCAGCAGAUGCGAGAGGCAAAACCUGGCGACAACUGGAGUCUGAAGAACCAGGAUCAGCUGGAUGUGCACAGCUUGGAACCUGGGUGGGAGAGGUCCCUGCAGGAACGGGCCCAUUUCUUCUUGUUUGCUUACAUGUAUCUUCCUUUCCUUCUCCUGCCUUCCCUCAUUAGCUUUGCGUGUUCCCAGUGCGACCGCACGUGGUCCUCAUAUCAAGUGGUGAUCUUGUUCCACAUGCUCUGGGAGGGAACUAAGCGACAGGGAUGGGUCAAGAGGAAGCUCUUCCGCCAACAGUGCCAAGGCUGCUCCUCCACCCAGAAGGAAAGGCCACUCUUCACCAGGAAGGACGUGGAGAGCGUCAUACAAGCCUUGAUCCUGGACAUCCGUGAGAAAUGCUAUGGAGAACGUGUCCGUCGUAUUGAGCUCUUGGAGGUGGUGUGUGAGGGAGGAGGACCGCACAAGAGAGAAUUCUGUGAGGCCUGCCAGAUGGGGCUACACAAAGGGCACCAUGGGAAGCCUGACGGUGCACUGCAUCAUGGGAAGUCUGACACUGCGCUGCAUCAUGGGGAAUUUGACGGUGCACUGCAUCAUGGGGAGUUUGACACUGCGGUGCAUCAUGGGAAGUCUGACACUGUGCUGCAUCAAGGGGAGUUUGAUGGUGCACUGCAUCAUGGGAAGUUUGACACUGCACUGCAUCAUGGGAAGUUUGACACUGCGCUGCAUUAUGGGGAGUUUUGA
Molecule: messenger RNA, 777 nt
Organism: Heteronotia binoei (common prickly gecko)
Lineage: Eukaryota; Metazoa; Chordata; Lepidosauria; Squamata; Gekkonidae
Product: receptor-transporting protein 2-like
Exons: 2
Coding region: 1-777 (258 amino acids)
Biological process (GO): protein targeting to membrane; detection of chemical stimulus involved in sensory perception of bitter taste; protein insertion into membrane
Molecular function (GO): olfactory receptor binding
Source: RefSeq, a predicted model, not a curated record